This is a messenger RNA of Exaiptasia diaphana, 1200 nucleotides long. Its product is annotated as homeobox protein Hox-D3. Gene Ontology annotation, cellular component: nucleus. The transcript is spliced from 3 exons. Bases 101 to 751 code for a protein of 216 amino acids. The record is from RefSeq and is a predicted model, not a curated record. Gene Ontology annotation, biological process: regulation of transcription by RNA polymerase II. Lineage: Eukaryota; Metazoa; Cnidaria; Anthozoa; Actiniaria; Aiptasiidae. Gene Ontology annotation, molecular function: DNA-binding transcription factor activity, RNA polymerase II-specific; RNA polymerase II cis-regulatory region sequence-specific DNA binding.
AGUAAACAUAAGCUCAAUUAUUGUGACUUCAAAGAGAAAAGACUUCAAGCCUUCCACCGGGUUAAGACGGGGUUAUUUACAAGCUACACGCAGCGGUGACAUGGAGGCAAACACUUCAACAACAAACCAGUCAACUAGACAGACAGCAAGUCCUAGAGCGCCUUCCAACAACGCUAAAAAGGACGACGAGGACCAGAACCAAGAGCAAAAAGAAAUUUACCCUUGGAUGACAGAGUACAGAGCGAAAGCUGCUCCUCCAGUAAAGGAAUCAACAAACUUAGCGGACAAACUAAACAGAACUAUCUACUCCACAAAACAACUGGUUGAACUUGAAAAGGAAUUCCACUACAAUCGGUAUCUUUGUCGCCCAAGAAGAAUAGAAAUAGCCCAGUCCUUAGACCUUACAGAGAAACAAGUUAAAAUAUGGUUUCAAAACCGACGAAUGAGAUGGAAACGAGAUAACAAACUUGUAGAGAAAGCCCUUGAACAUGAGAUCAAAGACAGAGUAAAGAACCUUGGGGCACAGAAUCCACAUGGAUAUGGAAGUCUACCAGGGAGUUCUAGUACGGCCUUUGAUGAUUCACCCAACGACUGGGCYUCAACGCUACAACAAAUGUACACAYUAAGUAAUUCUCUGCAGCAAAACUCUUGCAAUAUGUUGAGUGGCCUUAGUACUUUUACUAAUGGCGCUAAAACGUCUAGUGUGCCAAAAUCAAUAUGGCCGCCAACCCGACCACUUCARCCAUACUAGUCAUUCGUAAGUUGUAGCAAACUAUGAACAAUCUAAUAUUAGAAGAAAAAAGUAGUUUAUUUUUCACAAAACAUCCAAGCAAUUGYCUGGACAAUUUAACAGUUUUAAAUAUGUUCCAGUUCAAGUUAUAYAUUCCAUCUAUGCAGAGAGUUUACUAUAAAAAAUAUAUAUAUAUUUAUUUGUGGACUAGUUAGUCCAUGCAACACAUCAACAAAUGAAAACGUAUCUUUUUAACUAAAUCAGUAACAAUACAAAAACAACAAAUUCAUUGAUUCGUAAGAUAAUCCGUGAGACUUUUUGACAUUGUUAUCGCGACUGACAUUCUUCAAGACUUCCAUGGUUGAUUGCAACCUUUAGCCAAAGUUUCAAUUUUUCAGGAAUAGUGAUGUACAUAUAAAGUUCAAGCUUUCUUUUCUAGUUUUAUAUAAAAUGCUAUAUCGAAGAGUUUA